GGCGGGGAGGGAGCUCCGGGGGUGCUGGGAGGCUCCGGUCCCCUCUCGGGAGGCCCUGCGGGUACUGCCGGUGCUCGGGAAGGGACCUUUGGAAACCAGGCAGCAGUGCCGGGGACGUGUGUGAGGGGAGACACCACUGCCAUGCUGGAGGCCCCUGCGUGGUCUGUGCGUGUACCGAAGGACGAUGCCUUUCCUGCACGGCUUCCGCAGGAUCAUCUUCGAGUACCAGCCCCUGGUGGACGAGCUCUUGGGGCUGCUGGUGAUACAGGAUGCGGAAAGGCAGAGUGCGCUUGAGAGCCCUGCCUGCCUGGGCAGUGACCGGAGCCAGCUCUCAGCUGUGAGACAAGUCUUGGAGAGGGAGACACAUUCCCCAUUCUAUCAGGAAGGUGUGAGCUAUGCCCUGCUGAAGGUCACUGAGCUGGGGCUUGUUCCUGCUGCAGAAAUCCUGCUGGAGUUCGGAGCAGACCUCAGCUUUGAAGAUCCAGUCACCUACUACACCUCCCUGCACAUCGCUGUGCUCCGCAACCAGCCCGAUAUGGUGGAGCUCUUGGUGCACCACGGGGCUGACAUCAACCGGAGAGACCGGAUCCAUGAGAGCAGCCCCCUCGACCUGGCCAGUGAGGAGCCGGAGCGGUUGCCAUGUCUGCAGCGGCUGCUUCAGCUGGGGGCUGAUGUCAACACAGCUGACAAAAACGGAAAGACAGCACUGUUGCAUGCCCUGGCCAGCAGUGAUGGUGUCCAGAUCCACAACACCGAGAGCAUCCGUCUCUUGCUGGAGGGAGGCGCGGAUGUCAGGGCCACCACCAAAGACGGUGACACUGUCUUCACCUACGUUAUCUACCUGCUGGGAGAGAUGGUGUGCAGCAGCAGCGAGGAGGCACAGGUGAUCAGCCGCUUCUGCUUCCGUGUCACACAGCUGCUGCUGGCCCACGGUGCCAACCCCAGUGAGUGCCCACCCCCAGAGUCCCUCACCCACCUCUGCUUCAAAAGCUUCAAGAGCCACUUCCCACUGCUGCGCUUCUUGCUGGAGUCGGGUGCUGCCUACAACUGCUCCCUCCAUGGGCCCUCAUGCUGGUCCGGCUUCCACAUCAUCUUCGAGUGCCUCUGCUCGCAUCUCAGCGCCUCUGAAGAUGACAGCUUCUUUACAGACCUCAUCCAGAAGGGCCAGACUCUGCUGGAGCUCAUGAUGGCCAGUUCACAAGCCAUCCAGCUGCCCAGCAACUUUGAGGUCAACACCAGCACCUGUAGGUACCAUGGGGAGAAGAUCCGGACUCUCUUCUGCUCUCUGAAGCAGCUGGAGCGCUCCCCGCAGGCACUGAAACAUCUCUGCAGGGUGUUCAUCCGGCAGCGCCUUAAACCGUGGCCAGUAGAUGUUAAAAUCAAGGCUCUACCUCUUCCAGACAGGCUGAAGUGGUACCUCCUCAUUGACCACACUGCUGCCGGGCAGGAGGACCUCUGAGCCUGACUUGCACCUCUCUGUGUGCCACCAAAUCCCUGCCCUGGGACAGUUUUCUCUGCAGCAGGAGGUGUUGCUGUCCAUGUUCCGGGCAUAAUGCCACAUGCACGUCUGUGGAGGCCCUGUUGCUCUGGAGCAUGUCAUGGGGAGGUGGGCAGAGCUCUGUGGCUCCCUGGGCAUUGGGGAGCUGGACCCUGGGGCAGGGAGCUGGUUUGUGUGGGUUUUAAAGGAAGGGCUGGUGGGGAGGAGCAGUGGGGUGGCUGGGGCAGUGUGGCUGGGCAGAGACAGCCUGGCCCCCGGCCUUCCAGCCCUGCCAGGUCUGGGGUGGGUGAGACAGAGAUGCUUUGGGGUGCUGGGGGAAGAGGUGCUCCUGGUCUCCCUCUGGUCAUGGUGGUGGGAGCAGUCAUGGUGCAGGCAAGUUUGGCAUCUUGGUGUGGCUCCACACCCUCUUGAGUUUCUGCACCUCAUCCUCCCAGCACAGAGGACCAAGGGCAUCUUGGAGGUGCUGGGCUCCAAAACACACAAACUGGAUGUUUCUCUGCUUUGUGGUGUGUCCCCUUGUGCAAGGAUGAGGAAUGGGUGGCUGAUUGCUGAGUGCCUUGGCCUCUCUCCCUGAUCCUCAGCUCUUUCCCUCACUGACUGCUCCCAGGACCUUGGUUUCCAGUGCCUCCUUCCUAGGAACAAGAACUUGCAGCAGGACUCGGGGUCUUCUUGCCAAGCUGCUGCUGAAGCCUGCACACUCUGGAGACCCCAUGUCCCAGCCUUGCCACAUUUGUCUGCCUUCCCCUUCCAAGCAUCAGCUUCCUUGUGCCAUGCCAAAGACUGGUUAUGGAGCUGAGCCCCCCUGUUUGUUGAUUUGGUUUUUGUCAUGGAGGACAGAUGAGAUGCAGAAGGGGAUGAAAAGAGGGAAAACCCUAUCCUGAGCAGGUUCAGUUUGUAACAGGUGGAUCUGGGAUCCACCAGCAGUUUGGCUGUGGCAGGGCUGUCUCCUCCCAUUGCUCUCCUGUGUUUUCCCUUCUCCCACCCCGUGGAACUGGAGCUCUGCAUCUUGAUGAAUUGAUGUUUAAAGAAAAUAAUAAUGUCAUCAAGUA
Molecule: messenger RNA, 2547 nt
Organism: Melopsittacus undulatus (budgerigar)
Lineage: Eukaryota; Metazoa; Chordata; Aves; Psittaciformes; Psittaculidae
Gene: ASB6
Product: ankyrin repeat and SOCS box containing 6
Exons: 7
Coding region: 185-1459 (424 amino acids)
Biological process (GO): intracellular signal transduction
Molecular function (GO): protein binding
Source: RefSeq, a predicted model, not a curated record